AUGCGAACGGUAUACUCAGUCGGCUUCUUGGUCUUGGUCUCUCUUGCUGCGCGGGCUCAGUCACCGCUUUACGGGCAAUGUGGUGGUGUAGGUUGGUCUGGUGCAACGACCUGUGUUACAGGCGCAGUUUGCUCCGCAUUGAAUGACUACUAUUCGCAAUGCAUUCCCGGGACCGCAGCUCCUCCUUCAUCCACAGCGUCCACGUCAGGCUCUUCUUCCCCCUCAUCCACCCCCAGCACCCCAACCUCAACAGCCGCCCCCGUCCCCGUCCCCAGCGGAAAGCUCCAAUUCACCGGAGUCAACAUGGCUGGCUUUGACUUUGGGUGUAACUCUGACGGUAUCUGCACGGUCAGCGCCGCUUGGCCUCCGCUGACUCAGUACUACGGCGCGGACGGGGCUGGGCAGAUGAAGCAUUUCGUGGAAGAUGACGGAUUCAAUACAUUCCGACUUCCAGUCGGGUGGCAGUUCCUCGUGAAAGAUGUCCUAGGAGGACCAAUCGAUGAAGCGAACUUUGCAAUCUAUGACGACCUUGUCCAGACCUGCCUAUCCACAGGCGCGUACUGCAUCAUCGAUGUGCACAAUUAUGCCCGUUGGAAUGGAAAGGUAAAGUUAUUCAGUCCUAUUAUCAUCGGCCAAGGUGGCCCAACCGACGCCGAGUUCGCCUCUUUGUGGUCAGGUAUAGCUUCAAAAUACGCGGACAACCCAAGGAUCCUAUUCGGGGUUAUGAACGAACCUCACGACGUCCCCGACAUCGAGAGAUGGGCACAAUCUGUACAAGCAGCCGUGACUGCCAUUAGAGAAGCUGGAGCGACAACCCAGUUAAUCCUACUUCCCGGAAAUAACUGGACUUCUGCAGCCACAUUUAUUUCCAAUGGCUCCGCUGCGGCGUUAAGCAAGGUCACCAACCCAGAUGGCAGCAUCACUGGCCUCAUCUUCGAUGUCCACAAGUACCUCGACUACGACAAUAGCGGAACAAACGCAGAAUGUGUCACUGACAAUAUCGCCGACGCUUGGGCACCGCUUGCCGAGUACCUCCGUGCUAAUAAAAGACAGGCAAUCAACACCGAGACUGGUGGUGGUAACGUUGCUUCGUGCGUGCAAUACAUGUGCCAGCAAGUAGCUUUCCAGGAAGCUAAUUCUGAUGUCUUCUUGGGAUUCACUGGGUGGUCCGCAGGCAACUUCUACCCGACGUAUGUUCUCGGAGAAGUCCCAACCGAUACCGGUUCUGGCUGGACGGAUACCCUGCUUGUUGAAAGUUGCUUAAAGAGAAAGUGA
This is a messenger RNA of Pleurotus ostreatus (oyster mushroom), 1275 nucleotides long. RefSeq names its product Endoglucanase EG-II (gene EGL2). The transcript is spliced from 9 exons. The record is from RefSeq and is a predicted model, not a curated record. The coding region runs from base 1 to 1275 and encodes 424 amino acids. Gene Ontology annotation, cellular component: extracellular region. NCBI's taxonomy places the organism in Eukaryota, Fungi, Basidiomycota, Agaricomycetes, Agaricales, Pleurotaceae. Gene Ontology annotation, molecular function: hydrolase activity, hydrolyzing O-glycosyl compounds; cellulose binding. Gene Ontology annotation, biological process: glucan catabolic process.